This is a messenger RNA of Phacochoerus africanus (Common warthog), 9906 nucleotides long. It is a transcript of the gene MUC5AC, whose product is annotated as mucin 5AC, oligomeric mucus/gel-forming. The record is from RefSeq and is a predicted model, not a curated record. Gene Ontology annotation, molecular function: 2 iron, 2 sulfur cluster binding; protein binding. Gene Ontology annotation, cellular component: extracellular matrix. Lineage: Eukaryota; Metazoa; Chordata; Mammalia; Artiodactyla; Suidae.
GACUCCCCCAGACCAUGGGUGUCGGCCGGAGGCAGCUGGCCCAGCUCUGGGCCCUGGCGCUCACUCUGGCCUGCGCCCAGCGCUCAGGCCAGGCCGGGGACAGCUCUGCAGACCUCGGCCGUGAGAGCCCAGACCCGCCUCCUGCUCUCCAGGGGCCCGGUGGUGACCUCCUCCGCAAGGUGACCGUCCACCCGCCUCUGAGGACCACCCCCGUGGUGCGAGCCCUGAACGCGGCGCACGGCGGCCAGGUGUGCAGCACCUGGGGCGACUUCCACUACAAGACCUUCGACGGCGACGUCUUCCGCUUCCCGGGCCUGUGCAACUAUGUCUUCUCGGCGCACUGCGGCGCCGCCUACGAGGACUUCAACAUCCAGCUCCGCCGUGGCCCGGCGCCGAACGCCACCGCGCCCAGCAGGGUCACCAUGAAGCUGGACGGCAUGGUCGUCGAGCUGACCAAGAGCUCCGUCCUGGUCAAUGGCCGCACAAUUCAGCUGCCCUUCAGCCAGUCCGGGGUCCUCGUUGAGCAGAGCAGCAGCUACGUGAAGGUGGUGGCCCGGCUGGGGCUGGUCUUCUUGUGGAACCAGGACGACAGUCUCUUGCUGGAGCUCGAUGCCAAAUACGCCAACAAGACCUGCGGGCUCUGCGGGGACUUCAAUGGCAUCCCUGUCUUCAACGAGUUCCUCUCCCACGAUGUCAGGCUGAGCCCUAUCGAGUUUGGGAACCUGCAGAAGAUGGACGGCCCCAUGGAGCAGUGUCAGGACCCCGUCCCUGAGUCCCCCGUGAACUGCUCGACCAGCUCCGACAUCUGCGAGGAGAUGCUCAGCGAGCUGUUCCCAGGCUGUGCCGCCCUGGUGGAUGCCAGCAGCUACCUGAACGCCUGUCAGCAUGAUCUCUGCCGCUGCCAGCAGGCCAACCUGACCAGCUGUCUCUGCCACACCCUCGCCGAGUACUCCCGCCAAUGCGCCCACGCCGGGGGGCAGCCCCUGGACUGGCGGGGCCCCCACCUCUGCCCCCAGACAUGCCCCCAGAACACGGAGUAUCGUGAGUGCGGCUCGCCCUGCGCAGACACCUGCUCCAACCUGGAGCACUCCCAGCUCUGCGAGGACCACUGCGUCGCCGGCUGCUUCUGCCCCAAGGGGAUGGUGCUCGAUGACGUCGGCCACACCGGCUGCAUCUCGGUGUCAGAGUGCUCCUGUGUGUACAACGGGGUGACCUACGCCCCGGGGACUGGCUACUCCACGGACUGCAGCAGCUGCACCUGUUCUGGAGGCCGGUGGAGCUGCCAAGAGGUGCCAUGUCCAGGCACCUGCUCGGUGCUGGGCGGCGCCCACUUCUCCACAUUCGACGAGAGGGAGUACACGGUGCAUGGGGACUGCAGCUACGUGCUGGCCAAGCCCUGUAACAGCAGCGCCUUCACCGUGCUGGCCGAGCUGCGCAGGUGCGGGCUGACGGACAGCGAGACCUGCCUGAAGAGCCUGACCCUCAGCUUGGCUGGGGGGCAGACGGUCAUCGUGGUCAAGGCCAGCGGGGAGGUGUUUGUGAACCAGAUCUAUACUCAGCUGCCCGUCUCCACAGCCAACGUCAUGCUCUUCAGACCUUCCACCUUCUUCAUCAUCGCCCAGACCCAGCUGGGCCUGCAGCUGGACGUCCAGCUGGUGCCCGUUAUGCAGGUGUUCGUGAGGCUGGCACCCCAGCUCCGGGGGCACACCUGCGGCCUGUGUGGGAAUUUCAACAGCAUCCAGGCAGAUGACUUCCGGACCAUCAGCGGCCUGGUGGAGGGCACGGCCGCCGCCUUCGCCAACACCUGGAAGACCCAGGCCGCCUGCCCCAACAUCAAGAAUAACUUCGAGGACCCCUGCUCCCUCAGCGUGGAGAACGAGAAGUACGCUCAGCACUGGUGCUCGCGGCUGACCGACACCCACGGCCCCUUCGCCACGUGCCACGCGGCUGUGAACCCCAGCACCUACUACUCGAACUGCAUGUUCGACACGUGCAACUGUGAGAAGAGCGAGGACUGCAUGUGUGCGGCCCUGUCCUCCUACGUGCGGGCCUGCGCCGCCCGGGGUGUGCUGCUCAGCGGCUGGCGGGACGGCGUGUGCACAACGCCCACGGCCACCUGCCCCAAGUCGCUGACCUACCGCUACCACAUCAGCACCUGCCAGGCCACCUGCCGGGCCCGCAGUGAUGAGGGGGACGCCACCUGCAGCGUCAGCUUCAUCCCCGUGGACGGCUGCACCUGCUCCAAUGACACUUUCCUGGAUGACACUGGCAAGUGUGUGCCGGCCACCAGCUGUCCCUGCUACUACCGGGGCUCCGUGGUGCCCAACGGGGAGUCACUGCACGACGGAGGGGCUGUCUGCACCUGCACCCAGGGCACACUGGCCUGCAUUGGAGGCCACGACCCCACUCCAGUCUGUGUUCCGCCCAUGGUCUACUUUGACUGUCGCAAUGCCACGCCCGGGGCCACUGGGGCCGGCUGUCAGAAGAGCUGUCACACCCUGGACAUGGACUGUUACAGCUCCCAGUGCGUGCCCGGCUGCGUGUGUCCAAGCGGGCUGGUGGCCAGCGGCGAAGGCGGCUGUAUCCCCGUGUCCGACUGCCCCUGCGUGCACAACGAGGCCAGCUACCCGGCCGGCCAGACCAUCCGCGUGGGCUGCAACACCUGCACCUGUACGAACAGGACGUGGCAGUGCACGGACCAGCCCUGCCUGGCCACCUGUGCCGUCUACGGGGACGGCCACUACCUCACCUUCGACGGGCAGCGCUACAGCUUCAGCGGGGACUGCGAGUACACGCUGGUUCAGGACCACUGCAGCGGGAACGGCAGCGCCCAGGGUGGCUUCCGCGUCAUCACCGAGAACAUCCCCUGUGGCAGCACGGGGACCACCUGCUCCAAGGCCAUCAAGCUCUUCCUGGGGAGCGACGAGCUGAAGCUGAGCGACGGCAAAGUGGAGGUGAUUGAGGAGGACCCCGGGCAGCCGCCGCCCUUCGCCAUCCGCCAGAUGGGCAUCUACCUGGUUGUGGACACGGACGCCGGCCUGGUGCUGCUGUGGGACAAGAAAACCAGCAUCUUCCUCACACUCAGUCCGGAGUUCAAGGGGAGGGUCUGCGGGCUGUGUGGGAACUUCGACGGCAACGCCCUCAACGACUUCACCACGCGGAGCCAGUCCGUGGUGGGCGACGUGCUGGAGUUCGGCAACAGCUGGAAAUUCUCCCCGUCCUGCCCGGACGCCCGGGCCCCCAAGGACCCCUGCACGGCCAACCCGUACCGCAAGUCCUGGGCCCAGAAGCAGUGCAGCAUCAUCAAUAGCGCCACCUUCAGCGCCUGCCACGCCCACGUGGAGCCGGCCAGGUACUAUGAGGCCUGCGUGAGCGACGCGUGCGCCUGCGACACAGGGGGCGACUGCGAGUGUUUCUGCACGGCCGUGGCCGCCUACGCCCGGGCCUGCCACGAAGUGGGCGUGUGCGUGUCCUGGCGGACCCCGGACAUCUGCCCCCUGUUCUGUGACUACUACAACCCCCAGGGCCAGUGCGAGUGGCACUACCUACCCUGCGGGGCACCCUGCAUGAGGACCUGCCGGAACCCCCGCGGCCAGUGCCUGCAUGACAUCCAGGGCCUGGAAGGCUGCUACCCCAAGUGCCCGCCAGAGGCCCCCAUCUUUGACGAGGACCAGAUGCAGUGUGUGACCUCCUGCCCGACCCCGCCCCCACCAGCGCCCUGCCGUGUCCAGGGCAAGACCUACCGGCCGGGCUCCAUCGUGCCCUCAGACGAGAACUGCCACUCCUGUGUGUGCACCGCGAGCGGCGUGCAGUGCGCCUACGACCCUGACGCCUGUGUCUGCACCUACGAUGGGCGGCGCUUCCGGCCGGGGGAAGUCAUCUACCACACGAGCGACGGCACGGGGGGCUGCAUCUCCGCCCGCUGUGGGGCCAACGGCACCAUCGACAGGGGCGUCUCCACCUGCAGCCCUGCCACCCCCACCCCCCAAACCACCUUCGUGUUCUCCACGUCCCCGCUCGUUGUCAGCUCCACGCUUCUGCCCAGCACACGCCCCAGCCCUGCCACGAGCUCGACACACACGCCAAGCAGGGCCUCGCCCACCACCCCAGGCACACCCCCCGGACCCACGCCCCACUGUGGGGAGGAGUGCCUGUGGUCGCCGUGGCUGGAUGUCAGCCGUCCGGGACUGGGCAUAGACAGCGGUGACUUCGACACGCUGGAAAACCUCCGUGCCCACGGGUACCGGGUCUGCCGUGCGCCCAGGGCCGUGGAGUGCCAAGCUGAGGAUGCCCCGGGGGUGCCCCUCCGCGCCCUGGGCCAGCGCGUGGAGUGCAGCCCGACGGUGGGGCUGAUCUGUUACAACAGGGACCAGCCCUCGGGGCACUGCGACAACUAUCAGAUCAGGAUCCUGUGCUGCUCACCCAGGGCCUGCCCCCCAGGCAGCACAGCGACCUCUCCCCCUCCAGCCUUCAACACAACUGAAACUGGGCCCACGCCAGGAACCAGCGGGUUCACCUCUGUGCUGACGGGGAGCACAGCUUCCUCAGUCCCUGUCACCACGACUGGCCCAACCACUGUCCCUACAACUAGCAUAACACCUGGCCCGGGUACCUCUACCUCUGGCCCAGGAACCCCUACACCUGCCCCAGGUAGCCCUACACCUGCCCCAGGUACCUCUACCUCUGGCCCAGGAACCCCUACACCUGGCCCAGUUUCAACAACGACCUCUGUGGCCCCAAGUAAGCCCACCUCACAUGAACCCAGCCCAGUCACCUGCUUGCAAGAGUCCUGCACGUGGACCAAGUGGAUUGACGGCAGCUACCCCGGACCAGACAGAAACAGUGGAGAUUUUGAUACUUUUCAAAAUCUGAGAGCCAAGGGAUACAGAUUCUGUGCCAAGCCCGUGAAUGUGGAAUGCCGGGCCGAGAGCUUCCCUGACACCCCGCUGCAGGCCCUAGGGCAGGACGUGAUCUGUGACAAAACCGUGGGGCUGGUUUGCCUGAACAAAGACCAGCUGCCCCCAAUCUGCUACAACUACGAAAUCCGAAUCCUGUGCUGCGAGAUGGUAGACACGUGCCUAAGAAGUACAACCAAGCCUUUCACACCUGAGACCACACGACAGAGCAUCAGUCCCUGGACCACAGGGGUGGUGUCGCCUUCCACACAGCACAGCACUGCCUCCUCAGGACACACACCCACAGCCUCCAGCGUCACAUCUAGCUGGCACGGGCCAACACCACCCAGCCCCACGCCAUGUCAGCCCCAGUGCCUCUGGUCCAAGUGGUUCGACGUGGACUUCCCGUCCCCCGGGCCCCACGGAGGAGACUUUGAGACCUACAGCAAUAUCCUCCGAAGCGGACAAAAGAUCUGCCGGCAACCUGAGUACAUCAGCGACCUGCAGUGCCGAGCCCAGAACCACCCCGAGGUGAGCAUCCAGAAGCUGGGCCAGGUGGUGGAGUGCAGGCCGGAGGUGGGCCUGGUGUGCAGGAACCAGGACCAGGGGGGCAAGUUCAGGAUCUGCCUCAACUAUGAGGUGCGUGUGCUCUGCUGUGAGCCCAAGAAAGACUGCCCUGUCAGCCCGAUCACACUUCCCACCACCACCAGCCAUCUCCAGCUCAGCUCCAACCACCAGUGCAACCACUGUGCAGUCAAGCAGCUCCAGCUCGGCUCCAACCACCAGUGCAACCUCUGUGCAGACAAGCAGCUCCAGCUCACCUCCAAUAUCCAGCACCAUCUCUGUGCAGACAAGCAGCUCCAGCUCGGCUCCAACCACCAGUGCAAACUCUGUGCAGACAAGCAGCUCCAGCUCAGCGCCUACCACCAGUGCAAUCUCGACCUCUCCAAGCAGCUCAGGCUCUGCUCCAACCACCAGUGCAACCUCUGUGCAGACAAGCAGCUCCAGCUCACCUCCAAUAUCCAGCACCACCUCUGUGCAGCCAAGCAGCUCCAGCUCGGCUCCAACCACCAGUGCAACCUCUGUGCAGACAAGCAGCUCCAGCUCACCUCCAAUAUCCAGCACCACCUCUGUGCAACCAAGCAGCUCCAGCUCGGCUCCAACCACCAGUGCAACCUCUGUGCAGUCAAGCAGCUCCAGCUCACCUCCAAUAUCCAGUACCACCUCUGUGCAGACAAGCAGCUCAGGCUCUGCUCCAACCACCAGUGCAACCUCUGUGCAGACAAGCACCUCCAGCUCACCUCCAAUAUCCAGCACCCUCUCUGUGCAGCCAAGCAUCUCCAGCUCAGUGCCAACCACCAGCGCAACCUCUGUGCAGCCAAGCAGCUCCAGCUCAGCUCCAACCACCAGUGCAACCUCUGUGCAGACAAGCAGCUCCAGCUCACCUCCAAUAUCCAGUACCACCUCUGUGCAGCCAAGCAGCUCAGGCUCUGCUCCAACCACCAGUGCAACCUCUGUGCAGCAAAGCAGCUCCAGCUCACCUCCAAUAUCCAGCACCAUCUCUGUGCAGACAAGCAGCUCCAGCUCGACUCCAACCAACAGUGCAACCUCUGUGCAGACAAGCAGCUCCAGCUCAGCGCCAACCACCAGCUCUGCUCCAACCACCAGUGCAACCUCUGUGCAGCAAAGCAGCUCCAGCUCACCUCCAAUAUCCAGCACCAUCUCUGUGCAGACAAGCAGCUCCAGCUCGACUCCAACCACCAGUGCAACCUCUGUGCAGACAAGCAGCUCCAGCUCAGCGCCAACCACCAGUGCAACCUCUGUGCAGCCAAGCAGCUCCAGCUCAUCCUCAGCUCCAACCACCAGUGCAACCUCUGUGCAGACAAGCAGCUCCAGCUCACCUCCAAUAUCCAGUACCACCUCUGUGCAGCCAAGCAGCUCAGGCUCUGCUCCAACCACCAGUGCAACCUCUGUGCAGCAAAGCAGCUCCAGCUCACCUCCAAUAUCCAGCACCAUCUCUGUGCAGACAAGCAGCUCCAGCUCGACUCCAACCAACAGUGCAACCUCUGUGCAGACAAGCAGCUCCAGCUCAGCGCCAACCACCAGUGCAACCUCUGUGCACACCACCUCUGUGCAGCCAAGCAGCUCCAGCUCAGCUCCAACCACCAGUGCAACCUCUGUGCAGACAAGCAGCUCCAGCUCAGCGCCUACCACCAUGCAACCUCUGUGCAGACAAGCAGCUCCAGCUCAGCGCCUACCACCAGUCCCACGGUUACUCCGUCUCUGGCGACAUCCACCAGCUCCCCAUCACCCUCCAGCCAGACUUGCUAUUGCAGCGUGUCCGACAGGCUGUACCCCGCAGGAUCCAUCAUUUAUGAAGAGACCGACCUCUCGGGCCACUGCUACUACGCCGUGUGUAGCCUGGCCUGCCGCGUGGUCAGGCGGACAGACCUGAGUUGUCCCACCAGCAGGCCGCCUCCCGCCUCGUCCACGCCCCGACCCGGGUCCUCCCCCUCCUCCCGCGUCCCUCAGCAUGGAUGCCCCAAUGCCGUCCCCCCGAGAAUGAAGGGUGAAACCUGGCCGAUGCCCAACUGCACCGAGGCCUCCUGCGAGGGCAACGGUGUCAUCUCCGUGCGUCCGCGCCACUGCCCGAAGGUGCAGAAGCCAACGUGUGCCAAUGGCUACCCCGCGGUGAAGGUGGCCAAGCCAGAGGGCUGCUGCCAGGACUACCAGUGCCAGUGCGUGUGCAGCGGCUGGGGCGACCCGCACUACAUCACCUUCGACGGCACCUACUACACCUUCCUGGACAACUGCACCUACGUGCUGGUGCAGCAGAUCGUGCCCGUGUACGGGCACUUCCGGGUGCUGGUGGACAACUACUUCUGCGGCGCCGAGGACGGGCUGUCCUGCCCGCAGUCCAUCAUUGUCGAGUACCAGCAGGACCGCGUGGUGCUGACCCGCAGGCCCGUCCGAGGGGUGAUGACCAACCAGAUCAUCUUCAACAGCGAGGUGGUGAGCCCCGGCUUCCGGAAAGACGGCCUCGUCGUCUCCCAGGUCGGCAUCAAGAUGUACGUGGCCAUCCCCGAGCUCGGCGUCCAGGUCAUGUUCAGCGGCCUCAUCUUCUCGGUGGAGGUGCCCUUCAGCAAGUUCGCCAGCAACACGGAGGGGCAGUGCGGCACCUGCACCAAUGACCAGAAGGACGAGUGUCGCCUGCCUGGGGGCGCCGUGGUGGCCUCCUGCUCCGACAUGUCCAGCCACUGGAAGGUGACCCUCCCUGGCCAGCCACCCUGCCACGCGCCUCCCCCAACGCCCACUGUGGUGGAGCCCACGACUCCGCCCACCUCGUGCCCACCUUCGCCAAUCUGCCAGCUGAUUCUGAGCGAGGUCUUUGCACCGUGCCACGCGGAGAUCCCUCCGUGGCCAUACUUCCAAGGCUGCGUCUUCGACCACUGCCACAUGCCUGACACAGACAUGCUGUGCUCUGGCCUGGAGCUGUACGCCGCGCUCUGUGCCUCCCUGGGCGUGUGCAUCGACUGGAGGGGCCGGACCAACCACACGUGCCCCUUCCCCUGCCCCGCUGACACCGUGUUCCAGCCCUGCGGCCCGUCCAACCCCCCCUACUGUUACAUGAACGACAGCGCCAACGCUCUGGCCCUUCCGGAGGCCGGUUCCAUCACGGAAGGCUGCUUCUGCCCCCAGGGCACAAUGCGCUUCAGCACGGGCUCCGAGGUCUGCGUGCCGGCCGACUGCUCCUCCUGCAAUGCCACACGCUGCCCGGUGCCCGUGGAAUGUCCUGAGGGCUCCCACCUCGUCCUGACCUAUGAGGAGGGGGCCUGCUGCCCGAGCUACAGCUGCAACUGGACCUCCUGCAGCGUCAACGGUACCCUGUACCAGCCCGGGGCUGUGGUCUCCUCAACCCUGUGUGAAACCUGCCGGUGUAAGGUGCCCGGGGGCCCCGAGUCGGACACGUUCGCGAUCAGCUGUGAGACCCAGAUCUGCAGCACCUGCCCCGUGGGCUUCGAGUACCAGGAGCGGCAAGGGCAGUGCUGCGGGUUCUGCAAGCAGGUGGCCUGUGUUACAAACACCAGCGACAGCUCCGCCCACCUCUUCUACCCCGGCGAGUCCUGGUCAGACCCGGGGAACCGCUGCGUGACACACGAGUGUGAGAAGCACCAGGAGGGGCUGGUGGUGGUGACCACGAGGAAGGCAUGUCCCCCCCUCACCUGCGCUAAGGACCAGGCUCAGCUGAGCGAGGAUGGCUGCUGCCUGUUCUGUCCCCCAUCGAACCAAAGCAGCUGCGCUGUGUACCACCAGCACCAGGUCCUCCAGCAGCAGAGCUGCCGCUCCGCGGGGCCCGUGCGCCUCACUUACUGCCAGGGCAACUGCGGGGACACCGCCUCCAUGUACUCUCCGGAGGCCAACACCAUAGAGCACAGGUGCAAGUGCUGCCAGGAGCUGCAGGUGGCCCUGAGAAACGUGACCCUGCACUGCCCCGACGGCUCCAGCCGGGCCUUCAGCUACACCGAGGUAGAGAAGUGUGGCUGCGUGGGCCAGCAGUGCGACUCCACGGCGACCUCAGCCUCUCAGAGGAGGAGGAGCCCCAGCUCAGCCGGGAUGCGGGGCACAGGCUCUGGAGGACAGGGGCCCCGCAGCCCCGGCCUCUCCAGUAGAGCCGGCGGACGCAGCCCUGCCCUCGGGCCCUCCCUCCUGGACACACUGACGAGAGCGUCUGUGCGGUCUCUGCAAAUCUCAGCUUCCAAGGCCAGUGGCCCCUGAGUCCCCGGUCUAGGCGGCUGAAUCUAAGAUGCACUGUCCACCCACCCGGUCCCUCUCCAGGGUCCAGGGGCCCAGCCUGGGCAUCCAGCUCCCUCUUGCCAGGCCUCACUGUCACAGAAGGGUCUGCUCCACCGCGGCCCCGCGGACGUGGCCAUGGACUGCUCGGCCGGCCACCUGGAGGCUGGGCCUCAGGAAAGGGCCUUCGAUUUUGUCAAUAAACUUGGAGCAUUUUGCA